Messenger RNA from Ficedula albicollis (Collared flycatcher), 3781 nucleotides. It is a transcript of the gene ZNF207, whose product is annotated as zinc finger protein 207. Bases 144 to 1664 code for a protein of 506 amino acids. NCBI's taxonomy places the organism in Eukaryota, Metazoa, Chordata, Aves, Passeriformes, Muscicapidae. Gene Ontology annotation, cellular component: nucleus. The record is from RefSeq and is a predicted model, not a curated record. The transcript is spliced from 12 exons.
UGGGAGUUCGGAGGCAGCAGCGGUGUCUGAGGGAGCUCGGCCGCCAUUUUGUGCCUCUCGCUCAGUUCGGGGCGGCCGCGCGCGCGCUGCGGCUCUGAGGGAGCGCUCGGUUCUCCUGCUCUGUAGGUCGGGGUGAGGCCGCCAUGGGCCGUAAGAAGAAGAAGCAGCUGAAGCCUUGGUGCUGGUAUUGUAAUAGAGAUUUUGAUGAUGAGAAAAUCCUUAUACAGCAUCAAAAAGCAAAGCACUUUAAAUGCCAUAUAUGUCAUAAGAAACUGUAUACAGGACCUGGUUUAGCUAUACACUGCAUGCAGGUACAUAAAGAAACAAUAGAUGCUGUUCCAAAUGCUAUUCCCGGAAGAACAGACAUUGAACUGGAAAUCUAUGGAAUGGAAGGCAUUCCAGAAAAAGAUAUGGAGGAACGGAGGAGGUUACUUGAACAAAAAACUCAGGAGAGCCAGAAAAAAAAACAACAGGAUGAUUCUGAUGAGUAUGAAGAUGAUGAAUCUGCAGCUUCAACUUCAUUUCAACCCCAGCAAGUUCAGCCGCAACAGGGGUACAUUCCCCCAAUGGCACAGCCAGGUUUGCCUCCUGUGCCAGGUGCACCAGGGAUGCCUCCAGGUAUACCCCCAUUAAUGGCAGGUGUUCCACCUAUGAUGCCUGGAAUGCCUCCAGUUAUGCCUGGAAUGCCACCUGGAUUACAUCAACAGAGAAAAUACAUGCAGUCAUUUUGUGGUGGAAACAUGAUGAUGCCAAUGGGUGGAAUGAUGCCUCCUGGGCCGGGAAUCCCACCUCUUAUGCCUGGUAUGCCACCAGGUAGGUCAGGGUUGUCGAACUCGUACUAUGGGAUGCCCCCGCCUGUUGGGCCUCGGCCUGGCAUGCCACCAAUGACACAAGCACAGCCUGUUACAGCCCCGGGCAUUCUGAAUCGGCCUCCAGCUCCUGCUGCAACAGCCCCGACCCCACAACCUCCAGUUACUAAACCACUGUUCCCAAGCGCGGGGCAGAUGGGGACACCUGUCACAAGCUCAAGUGCAGCUUCCUCCAAUUCAGAAAGUCUCUCAGCAUCUUCUAACGCUCUGUUUCCUAGCACAGCACAAGCUGCAGCAGCUGUGCCAGGGCCAGUUGGUACUGAUUUCAAACCUUUGAAUUCUACACCCGCAACAACAACGGAACCCCCCAAACCAACAUUCCCUGCUUACACACAGUCCACAGCCUCAACCACUAGCACAACAAACAGCACUGCAGCUAAACCAGCUACAUCUAUCACAAGUAAGCCUGCUACCCUCACAACAACCAGUGCAACCAGUAAGUUGAUCCAUCCAGAUGAGGAUAUAUCACUGGAAGAGAGAAGGGCACAGUUGCCUAAAUACCAGCGCAAUCUUCCUCGGCCAGGCCAGGCUGCCCUGGGUACUCCACCGGUUGGACCAAUUGGAGGUAUGAUGCCACCACAGCCAGGAAUUCCUCCACAACAGCAAGGAAUGAGACCUCCCAUGCCACCUCAUGGUCAGUAUGGUGCUCAUCACCAGGGCAUGCCAGGAUAUCUUCCUGGAGCAAUGCCUCCAUAUGGUCAGGGACCUCCGAUGGUGCCCCCGUACCAGAGUGGACCUCCUCGCCCUCCGAUGGGAAUGAGACCUCCCGUCAUGUCGCAAGGUGGUCGCUACUGAUGCUCCUACUCACGCUCUAAUAGGUUUGGAGAUUAAACCUUUUCUCAUCUUGUGCUGUUAAUAUAGCCGAGCUUCCGUCAAUUAAGGCUUCAUUGUGACUUUUAAAAAAAUAAGUAUCUUCCCACAUGCAAGGAGCUAUUGGACAUUCUUAUUUUACAUGGGAAAAAUUAUUUGGAAUAAUAACAGGAACUUUUCCUGAUGUUGCAAUUUAUACUGUAUGGCUUCUUUUUCAUGUUUCAUCUAGGUUUUUAGAAGUGAAGUAUAGUAAAUAUGGUUCGUUAAAUUGUGAAGGCGCUGGAAUUACAUGAACAUACCACCUUAAAGGCAAGUUCUGUAAUGUUAUGUUGCUAUUUGUGAAAUGAUGCCUUCACAGCACUUCAAGUGCUGUUGGACUUCGUGUCCCCAACAUAGUUUGGUGAGGGCUGUAACUGUUCCCAACUACUUGUACAUUAAAGUCCAAACUUGUAACAAUAUUUAAUGUAUUUAGAGUUCCUCCUGUUCCAGGGUUUAACUAAACUGACCCACUAAGGUCAUGUGACUUUUCUGUACUGUUAUAAACUUCAUUGUAAUAAAAGAGGAGAAAAAUUUAUAUGCCUUUUUAUUCGUGACCAGCUGUGGACAACUGCCUGAAAGGUUUGUACAGACGCAUGCCGUGGUGGCCAUUGGUGUAAUGAACACAAUUAUUGGUGCUGUUUUGAUAAAGUCUGAAUUCCUUGUUCUAAAAGUAUCUCUCCUUAGCUGUAUGUCUGAGUAGACAAAGACCUGUACACUUAUUAACUGAUCCCUCAAAACUGAGGCUGCAGGAGGCACAUCCUAACUCUUGGUUGUAACUUCUCUUAAUGCAUAUGUUUCUUUAUUUGUGCUUUCUUGUCCUCAAUAAAUUUUAAAUGACUUCUAGUCCUGGCACUUGCUUGUAGGAAGUGAAAGUGCUCUGAGAUACAUCCUAGUGCCAAGAUAUGUCCCAUUAGUUCACUCUGCAACUGAUGCUUUUUAAUGUGCAAAUGGAGGUGAGUUUUAGGAGCCUUUUAGGUGAAGAUUUCUAGAAGCUUAGGUGCAUGGCACAUGGGUGAGUGACUUCCAAUUGAUGUAUUGAAGUUGACCUGCAAAAGAGAAAUAGUAGCUUAAUCCUCUUAAUGCAUAGAAGAGUCAAAGCAGGCAAGAGUAAUAUGUUACAUGCUGUGUUUUUACUUUAAAUGUUCAGAAUUUUGUAUUUUGGCAGUCUCUGAAAGGUGAACCAUUUUAACCAUCUGUUGUGUGCUAUGAUCAGAUGUUGUCUGAGAUUUCUUGAGCCUUUCAGUGAAAGUUUCUGGAGUAAGAGACUUUUUUAUCCCAGAGAGGUCUCUCUAAGAAUUAGCCAUUUCUCUGUUUAUAAGAGUAGAGCAACAAGUUCCUCUUAAGGUUGUAAUUAAAUCUGACAUCACGUGUUCCUGUGUUAUACCUCUGAUGAGACCGUAGAGAGAGAGUUUUUGAAGGGGAGAGAAGUAAGAGCCUCUCCAGCCUCUUCUCAACAGGGAAAAGAAUGGUGAAUUUUUCAUUUGCAGGUCAACUUUUAAUACAUGUGCCAGCCUCAAGCCUCUGCAGUUUAGUUAAUGGGGAUAUCUCUUCUUUAGGAUAGGGUUAGAAGGAUCAUCAGCAUUUUUGUGUCAUUAUAUUCAUAGAUGUUUUUGUAGAUGAUGGAAGUUUUUCACUUUAAUUAUAAUACUGAGCAUUAUGGCUCUGUUUCCUGAAAGUCUUGCAGUUUUUUAGCUGCACUAAAGUACUUCAUGUGGCUUCAUUCUUACUGUCUCUUAAAAGUGAGAAAUACAGUACAGCUAAAAUACUACAAUGUCUCAGCUUCUGACCUGUGGUCACAGAAUGUCUCAAAAGCACUAGAGUAUUCAGUGCAACCUAGUUACAGCUGAAUGGCCUUACUUUAACCAUUAAGAAUUGCCAGGCAUGAAGUGUUUGGCAGUUUUAAGACCAUAACUCCAAGCCUCUGUUGAGAAGCAGUUCUCUCUAAUCACUGGUAUCUACUGAUCACCCGUCAGAUGUGCAGUAUUUGGCUUGCAAAUGUGCUGAGUGGGCCUUGAUGUCAAUUUUUUUGUUAGUUCUUUAUCUUGCUUUAGGCAUAAGUCUAA